CGCGCGCGCCAGGAGCGUUUCCAGAAGCAGUAUGAACACAGCCGCAGGGAAGCUCAUGCUGCAGAGCCUGCAACAGUAUCACACAGAAAAAACCUGGCAGGUCAUAUUUGUAUUGCAAAAAUAAAUAGACAAAAAAAAUUGUAUUUCAUAUCCUAAAUGGCAUGCUAUGAGGCCGCCCACGACAGAUCUUUCUGUGUAUUUAUCUUUGCAUUACAAAUCUGCCCUGCCAGCUUUUUUCUGUGGGAUAAACAGGGAGAGAUGCUGAGCACCAGCUGCACGAGCGGGAGGCAAAGCUCGUAUGGAAUGAAAAAGCAUCGUACUUCGAGUAGAACAUGACAAAAUCCCUCAGCAUGAAAAAUGGAAUUUGUUACGCGGAUUUAGGUUAAGAAGGAGAUUUGUAAUGCAUGGCUGCGAUAAUUACUACGAGUACGAUACUUUUGUACAGGAUAGCUCGAAGUCGUCGACAACGUGGGGAGGUGGGUCCAUGAGUUGCAGAGACCACAUGUACUCCAACUUCGGUGCGCUCAGCGGAGGACCAGAGGGAGUACCACCUGUACCACUACCUCCACCAAGCCCGCCUUCGCUCGACAAGGUUCGCGGCAGCUCCGUUUUGCGAGGACAAUUUUUAUCGGAUCAUUUCUUCGGCGAAGGAAACAAUAAUCUGAAUCCAGGAUCAUCCCCCUCCGUGGUCACGGGCGACGCCGUUGGAGGCUGCACCAGUUCUACUUCCGCCGCAAAAAUAUUAACGGAAUCAUACGUCAGUAGCCCUCCUGUCGGGCCGCUGCUGUCUCAGCACAAAUUUUCCUCCGAGCCCGUAGCCGCAUUAAAAACAACUCAGGGAACGACCAGUGCUAUAUCUUCACCAACUGGUGGAACUCGAAAUAAAUUCCC
Molecule: messenger RNA, 891 nt
Organism: Amoebophrya sp. A120
Lineage: Eukaryota; Dinophyceae; Syndiniales; Amoebophryaceae
Source: the annotation of a GenBank genome assembly